This is a messenger RNA of Penicillium cosmopolitanum, 2115 nucleotides long. RefSeq lists its product as uncharacterized. The record is from RefSeq and is a predicted model, not a curated record. The transcript is spliced from 5 exons. Bases 1 to 2115 code for a protein of 704 amino acids. NCBI's taxonomy places the organism in Eukaryota, Fungi, Ascomycota, Eurotiomycetes, Eurotiales, Aspergillaceae.
AUGAGCUCAAGAACAAAGCGAAAAUUGAUGAGCCCAGAUGAGGAGAGAGAGCUUAUUGCGAAGCAUAAGAUCAACUUUCUUGGUCCUCUCCCUGUCUCUCACUGGCCUGCCCAAUAUGCGUCCUUAUUUAAGCUUUUUCGAGAAAUUGAAGGCGUCAAGUACGAUGGGUACCUCGGGGUAGCAAAGAGGCAUGCAGGUACACCUCGGGGUAGACAAAUGAGAGAAACAAUCUAUAACACUGGACUUCUCCAAUGUACUGCUGACGAUUGUCGCAGAUCGGGAGCCCAGGAACAAGAUUGGAGAGCAAAUACGGAGAAUCAUCUUUUUUGUCGCUUUAAAGAGGAUGUUACAUGUCACAGAUGUAAUAGAAACCAAUGGAUAUCUGAGUUUCAAGCUAUUCCACCGUGUCCACGAGCAGCAGACAAGGUCAGUGAGAUACGAAUGAAUAAGACUUUAUGCAUAUGUAGUGAAGAUGACAUACUCGCAAAACUUCAUGUUGUCAACCAAGCCUUUGCCGGGAAAAGCGGAGCCAAGUUCUAUGACCCCAAUAUACCUGACGCAGGUACUCGAAGGCCGGAUUAUCUACUAGGCCUUCGCCGAUCGCCUUCGCUAAGUCUGGCACAGGAAACUUACCCAGAUAUAGUGUGGUCACCUAUCAAGACUACAAGUGACUUACUCCUGCCUUUCCUUAUCCUCGAGGCCAAAUCAGAAGUAUCCGGAUUUAACUUCGAGGCCGUGGAACGACAAACUGCUUUUCCAAUUAGAUUAGCGGUCAAGUGUCAGAGGUCCUUCAAAGAAGAAUUUCAUAAUCCAAGCUAUUUGCCUUUGGUAUGGUUCAUUGCAUACAUAGGAGAUGUGUGGAAAGUAUACGCUUGUAUACCCAAUGGGGACACCACAGAAAUUAUUGAACUAUGGAAUGGCACCAUCCGGCGUGACGACAAUGCCCUGCAGCUUUGUUUAAUUAUCGACAUGAUAUAUGACUGGGCUUCAGACAUCUAUCGAGAAGACGUCAUUAAUUGUCUUUCUAGCUAUGAAUCUGAUUUCGACUGCACCAGAAGCGAGACGGAAAUAUGCAUAAGUCCGCCUAAUGUUAGUUCAUGGGAGGCCAAUUCCAUUAUUCAAGAUGCAAACAAAGUGAUUUUCACCUUUCGAUCUCUAUCUCUGCCCGAAACGUCCGAAGAGCUCGCCAUGAUCCUAUCAAUUUCAAGCCCAGCAAGCUUGAGGCAGAAUGCAGCAAAUCUGCUGCAGCUGUUCAAUUUAGAUCGCCCAAUCCAAAUCACUGCGAGCUUUAUCUCAGCCUUGAGGAAUAUGUGGACUGGGUCUAGCGAUACGGAGGAACACCCUUUGCUCCAGAGCAACGAAACCGUUUACGCCCACACAUCAUUCCGGUCAUAUCUCCGGCCCAGCGACUAUAGCAUAGUUCGAGAAAUUACCUCCAUCACCGGGUCUUCCGAUGCUCUAAGCUCUCUUUGGACGAUUGCCAAACUAGGCCAACCCAGCUUUCUAGGAAACCAGAAGUUACUCCUUCUAGGGUUAGACAGAGUCGCGGUUUUGAAAGAAAUGACAGGGUCAGAUUCUUUGAGAGCAGCAGCACGGAAUUCCUGUCUUACACUGACUAUCAUGAAAGACCAGUCGGGCUCACCGGUCUUUGACUGGAUGAAAGAAGACUCGCACGGCGAAUAUACAUCAAAUCUGUGGAUCAACCUUGGCCACCAUUCUUCUGGAAUUAUCAUGUCGCCGAUUUUCGGAUACUCGUGCGCAACGGAAAGGAUCUGCAGCUCCGAUGAAUACAUUGGAUCAAACUUAGAUGAGUUGCUGCGCUGGGCAGAUGGGGAGUGUUUCUUUGAUCGGGGUGCAGUUAUUUUCAAGACGCCAUUGACAUCGCGAGACAAAUGGCCAUGGUACUGUCUGACCGUCUUUGAUGACACUGAUCAAAAAGACCGGCCAAAUAUGGGCCGAAAGCUGUUACGCCUGCUAGAUGAAAGAGUUCUAGUUGAGGGUCAUUUGAUACGCAAUGUAACACCGGAGGACCAAGGUUUCAUUAGAAAUUGGGCCAAUGCUCUUUUGGAAAGAGAUUUGGUAGGAUCGUUUGGAGAUUCUUACCUCAACUACUAG